Pistacia vera is the source of this 783-nucleotide messenger RNA. RefSeq names its product bidirectional sugar transporter SWEET4-like. The record is from RefSeq and is a predicted model, not a curated record. Gene Ontology annotation, molecular function: sugar transmembrane transporter activity. Gene Ontology annotation, biological process: carbohydrate transport. The transcript has 7 exons. Lineage: Eukaryota; Viridiplantae; Streptophyta; Magnoliopsida; Sapindales; Anacardiaceae. Gene Ontology annotation, cellular component: membrane.
AUGCACUCAGAAAUUGAGUUUUACAAAACUGCCCUCUUUACAGUUUGGCUAACAACAUUCGUCACCCCAGAUAGCAUUCUCGUUGUCACCAUUAAUGGUGUUGGUCUUGCAAUGGAGGUCGUUAUACAUUACUAUUUUCUUUAUUUUUCCAAGAAGAAAGGUUGCUUUAAGGUGACAAUUUGGAUAAUAGUAGAGCUUUUGUUUCUAGGCGUGGUGGCUACGUGCACAUUGUUACUUAAUCACACCCAUGAGAAGAGAUCUCGAAUUGUUGGUAUUCUUUGUGUUAUAUUUGGAGUUCUCAUGCAUACUUCGCCUCUUACUAUCAUGAAAAAAGAUAUCACCAAAAAGAGUGUGAAAUACAUGCCAUUCUAUCUCUCAUUGGCCAAUUUUCUGAAUAGAGUGAUUUGGGUGACUUUUGCUUUGAUUCGUUUCGACCUUUAUAUAAUUGGGAACGGGCUGGGAGCACUCUCUGGUGCAACAUAACACAACUAAAUUUGGUACACAUGUUAUUACAAGUCUACCCCUAAAGAUGAUGAAGGUGAAGAUAAGAAGCCACCCACUGAAAUUCAGCUCCCUGCUUCCACCACCUUAGUGGAUGAUGAAGGUCUGGCAUCAGUGGCAUGUAUCUCAUUGUCCGAAGAGAGAAACCCCCAUGGGCAGACGACCUCCAUGGAGGAGGAAGUUCCAAAAGUUAAGCCAGUUUACUUUUUGAAUGAGUGUUUGGUGCCAAGUAGCAGAUGCAUUCCCUCCUUUUCUGCCGAAAUUGAAGCUGCUGGUUGUUAA